This is a messenger RNA of Dipodomys spectabilis (banner-tailed kangaroo rat), 2974 nucleotides long. It is a transcript of the gene Brd3, whose product is annotated as bromodomain containing 3. The transcript is spliced from 12 exons. Gene Ontology annotation, cellular component: chromatin; nucleus. Gene Ontology annotation, biological process: regulation of DNA-templated transcription; chromatin remodeling. Bases 214 to 2385 code for a protein of 723 amino acids. The record is from RefSeq and is a predicted model, not a curated record. NCBI's taxonomy places the organism in Eukaryota, Metazoa, Chordata, Mammalia, Rodentia, Heteromyidae.
CGCCCCGGCGAGCUGCUGGAUUAGAACUGCAGCCAGGCCAGGAGGAGACCCAGUUCCCGUUUUGAAAUCAACCCGAAGAGCGCUUAACCCCGGCGAGGUGCUGCUGUUUGGUUCGGCCCAGAGAUGGGAUGCCAAGCCUCCUCAGGGAGCACUGCAGAUGCAAAGGCCUCGCUGAGCCACUGCCGUGAGGGCAAGUAAGCGAGCUGCCAGAGGAUGUCCACGACCACAGCGGUUGCCCCUGCGGGGAUCCCGGCCGCCCCGGGCCCUGUGAACCCACCCCCACCCGAGGUCUCCAACCCCAGCAAGCCAGGCCGCAAGACCAACCAGCUGCAGUACAUGCAGAACGUGGUGGUGAAGACGCUGUGGAAGCACCAGUUCGCCUGGCCCUUCUACCAGCCCGUGGACGCCAUCAAGCUGAACCUGCCCGAUUAUCAUAAAAUAAUAAAAAACCCGAUGGAUAUGGGGACAAUUAAGAAGAGACUAGAGAAUAAUUAUUACUGGAGUGCGAGUGAAUGUAUGCAGGACUUCAACACCAUGUUUACAAAUUGUUACAUUUAUAACAAGCCCACAGAUGACAUAGUGCUAAUGGCCCAGGCCUUAGAGAAAAUCUUUCUGCAGAAAGUGGCCCAGAUGCCCCAGGAAGAAGUGGAAUUGUUACCCCCUGCUCCAAAAGGCAAAGGCCGGAAGCCGGCUGCAGGAGCCCAGAGUACAGGUACGCAGCAAGUGGCGGCCGUGUCCGCAGUCUCUCCAGCAGCCCCCUUCCAGAACAUGCCCCCCACCGUCUCCCAGACGCCCGCCAUUGCUGCCACCCCUGUACCGACCAUCACUGCAAAUGUCACGUCCGUCCCUGUCCCCCCGGCCGCUGCACCACCUCCUCCCGCAACACCCAUCGUGCCCGUGGUCCCUCCCACGCCGCCUGUGGUCAAGAAAAAGGGCGUGAAGCGGAAAGCUGACACGACCACACCCACCACGUCGGCCAUCACCGCCAGCCGGAGUGAGUCCCCCCCGACACUGACGGAGCCUAAGCAGGCCAAGGUGGUGGUCCGACGGGAGAGCGGGGGCCGCCCCAUCAAGCCUCCAAAGAAGGACCUGGAGGAUGGGGAGGUGCCCCAGCACGCAGGCAAGAAGGGCAAGCUGUCGGAGCACCUGCGGCACUGUGACAGCAUCCUCAGGGAGAUGCUGUCCAAGAAGCACGCGGCCUACGCCUGGCCCUUCUACAAGCCGGUGGACGCCGAGGCGCUGGAGCUGCACGACUACCAUGACAUCAUCAAACAUCCCAUGGACCUCAGCACCGUCAAAAGAAAGAUGGACAGCCGCGAGUACCCAGAUGCACAGGGCUUUGCCGCUGACAUCCGGUUAAUGUUCUCCAAUUGUUAUAAGUACAACCCUCCAGACCAUGAAGUGGUAGCCAUGGCCAGGAAGCUCCAGGAUGUGUUUGAGAUGAGGUUUGCCAAGAUGCCUGAUGAACCAGUGGAGACGCCUGCCCUGCCCCUGCCCACGGCUCCCAUGGUGAGCAAGGGCACGGAGAGCAGCCGCAGCAGCGAGGAGAGCUCUUCCGACUCAGGCAGCUCGGAUUCCGAGGAGGAGCGGGCCACACGGUUGGCAGAGCUGCAAGAGCAGCUGAAGGCCGUGCAUGAGCAGCUGGCUGCCCUGUCUCAGGCCCCAGUGAACAAACCAAAGAAGAAGAAAGAGAAGAAGGAGAAGGAGAAGAAGAAGAAGGACAAGGACAAGGAGAAGCACAGGGCCAAGUCUGAAGAGGAGAAGAAGGCCAAGGCAGCCCCCCCUGCCAAGCAGGCACAGCAGAAGAAGGCUCCUGUCAAGAAGGCCAACAGCACCACCACAGCCAGCAGACAGCUGAAGAAAGGCGGCAAGCAGGCGUCUGCGUCCUACGAUUCGGAGGAGGAGGAGGAAGGCCUGCCCAUGAGCUAUGACGAGAAGCGCCAGCUGAGCUUGGACAUCAACCGGCUGCCGGGGGAGAAGCUGGGCCGCGUGGUGCACAUCAUCCAGUCCCGGGAGCCCUCGCUCAGGGACUCCAACCCUGAUGAGAUCGAGAUCGACUUCGAGACCCUGAAGCCCACCACGCUGCGAGAGCUGGAGAGAUACGUCAAGUCUUGUUUACAGAAAAAGCAGAGGAAGCCGUUCUCCACCAGCGGGAAGAAGCAGGCAGCCAAAUCAAAGGAGGAGCUAGCUCAGGAAAAGAAGAAGGAGCUGGAGAAGCGGCUGCAGGACGUCAGCGGGCAGCUGAACAGCAAGAAGCCGGCCAAGAAAGAGAAAUCGGGCUCGGCGCCCUCGGGGGGGCCGUCGAGGCUCAGCAGCAGCAGCUCCUCGGAGUCGGCCAGCAGCAGCUCCAGCGGGUCCAGCUCUGACAGCAGUGACUCUGAGUGAACUUGGACUCGGCCAAGCUCGCAGCGUCCUCUUCUGUGGUUAAUAUACUACUCUUGUUCCAUGGUGUGCAGGUUUCCUUUUGCUCAGUGUCAGUGUUAGAUCUCUUCCAGCUGUGCUUCAGUGGGCAGAGAGCCUCCUGCGCAUGCGUAGGUCAGACCUGAGAAGGGGCGCCCUGCGGGGAGUCGCUCGGAGACAGGAGCCCCACCACCUGGGACCUUGCAGAACCCCUCUUCUCUGCCCCGCCGGGUCUGUUACUUGGAAAUUUUUCAAGGCUCUCUGCAGUGGGGCGGUGUGUGAGCGCUCACCAGGAGGCGCUGCGCUGUCUUUGCCAUCUGGCCCUUUGCCUGAUGCGGCCACCUCUCUCCGGGGGGCUGAGGACGGAUGCCGGGCACCCGAGCCCCCCUCGGCCCUCUCAGCAGAGGGUUGAGGGGCUCCAGACCGCCGUGCUACGCUGUGGGGGUGGGCACCGUGGGGAGGGAGGCAGGGUGCCGGUUUUCGGCGGCCCUCCUGAGAAGAGACGAGCAGCUGCGUGCACAGCGUGCAGAUUUCCAAACACUGAAACUUUUACCUCAACUUAAGAAAAAGAAAA